UACUGUAACUUGGGAUACUCGAUGACCUCUGUUGAUCUUAACAAUGAUUAUCAUGAAGACCUCGUGAUAGGUACCCCUUUUUAUUCGGUCACAGGGACACAGGAAGGAACUGUAGCCAUUUUGUUUGCAGAUAAAUCAUUACCUAGUAAUGACGUAAUAGAGUUUGAAAAUCUUCAAAUGAUAAAAAAUGUAAAACAGAAUUUUAGUUGGUUUGGUCAUAAUAUAAGGGGGAAAGAAGGUGUUCUUAUGAUCAACCAGCCAUACUACAGAAAAUGUGCAAGAGGGGACUGCCAGUUUUCUGUCGACGAUGUACAAGCCGUAGGAGCCUUUACUUUGAUAAACACCAAAAACACGACUUCCUUCCAAAAUCUGUCUCUCUCGGGUAAAGAUGAGUUCGACAUGGUCGGGUUUUGUAAUGAUUUUGGUAGACCUUAUGGCGAUGGUUCCCUAAUAUUGGCCAUUUCCGCCCCCGGUGAUUCCGUUCCCGGCAUAGCUGCUACUUUUCCUGUCAUUAUUACACAAGCUGGAUCCGUUAUAUUGUUUAAGAUCUCAAAAAAUGGGGAAAUUUCUGAAAUUGCUACUUUUUAUGGAGAUACUAGAUACAGCCAAUUCGGGUCAUUCAUUCAAUUUAAUGACGUGAACGGAGACGAUAUAGAUGACUUUUUGAUUGGUGCUCCAAUGAGGUCGGACGACUGGACAGAGCUUGGGCCGCGACAACUUGUCACGUCAGAAGAUGGUAGAUUUUAUGUCUUUUAUGGCGGUGGGUCGUUUCCUCGGGGAAAUGGAACAGUGAACCCCCUCUGUGGAAUUCUGACACCUUGUCCCGGACACGUAUCCAACAUAACAUUCUUUCCACUUGAGGGAAAAGGAUAUUUUGGGCAUUCAGCAAGUGUGGUGAAAGCAAAGAAUAUAACCAGUGUAUUGGUUACUGCUGUACGUGCUGACGAGAGGUAUACAUUUGGAGAAUAUGGUCUGGAAAUGAACGGAAGAAUAUAUGAUUAUCAAAUCCCACACCGUCCAUAAACGAAAGAAUCUUCUUUCAGAGUGUAAACACAUUUUUUACAGGAAGAAAUAUUCUUAUUUAACAAGUGUCACCAAAGAAAAUAAAAUAAAUAUGUGUGAAUAAAUCUUGCUAGUACCUUCUCUCUCUCUCU
Messenger RNA from Saccostrea echinata, 1154 nucleotides. Its product is annotated as phosphatidylinositol-glycan-specific phospholipase D-like. Gene Ontology annotation, cellular component: extracellular matrix. Gene Ontology annotation, molecular function: GPI anchor phospholipase D activity. The transcript has 8 exons. The record is from RefSeq and is a predicted model, not a curated record. The coding region runs from base 22 to 1023 and encodes 333 amino acids. NCBI's taxonomy places the organism in Eukaryota, Metazoa, Mollusca, Bivalvia, Ostreida, Ostreidae.